Messenger RNA from Entrophospora candida, 774 nucleotides. The record is from the annotation of a GenBank genome assembly. NCBI's taxonomy places the organism in Eukaryota, Fungi, Glomeromycota, Glomeromycetes, Entrophosporales, Entrophosporaceae.
AUGUCAGAUAUAAAAAAACGGUUAGUAUUUUCUAUUUUACAAUUUUUGCAACAAUGCAUCAAUGACCACACUAUUAAAGAAGAGGAUACAGAAAGCGUCGAAGUUGCAGUUCAAUGCAUUGGAGAGGCUUUCGGAGUUAAGUUAGAUGAUCCGGAAGAUAAAGCAAUUUAUUCAACAAUACCUCCAUUAUUGUCUAUUUUCGAAGUUGCUAACAUCAAACCACCUUCUAAAUCUGUGGGAGAGAAAGAUUAUGAGGCUGCUGUUAAAUUGUAUGAACAGGCAAUUGAUAUCAAUGGAAACAAUGCAGUAUAUUAUUCUAAUAGAGCUGCUGCUUAUGCUCAAUUGGGGAAACAUAAUAAAGCCAUUGAUGAUGCUUUGAAAUCAACACAAAUAGAUCCUUCUUACAGUAAGGCAUAUAGUAGACUUGGUCAUGCUUAUUUGGCUGUAGGAAAAUUUGAUGAUGCAAUCGAGGCAUAUGAGAAAGGACUUUCUCUUGAUCCCAGCAAUGCUACAAUGAAAUCGGGCCUUGCAACAGCUCAACAAAAAUCGAAUGAGAUUAAUGAUCAAACCGGUUCAAGAGGAACCAAACCAAACAGUAACUCCAGUUUACCCAAUGCAGGUGGUUUGGGAGGUUUGGGUGGAUUGGCCUUUAUGAACGCAGCACAACAAAUGAUGCAAUCGGGAGCAUUGAAUGAUAUUUUAAGUAAUCCUAAUGUUGCUGAAAUGAAUCAAAAAGAUAUUACCGAUAAAAAUGAUGAUAAUAAUACUUUAUAA